AACAGCGGGCGGCGGCGUUGGCGGUGGAGACACACUGACACAGAGUCAUGGAAAACUAGGUACAGUUUCAGCAUCUUGAGCCUCCUUUCAUUGGCAGUGAUUGAUGUCUGCCUCAUCUACUGGUGCCCUCGGGUCAGACUCUGUCCCCGUGCCCCCCCCUGCCCCCCCUGCUUCAUCUGGCCCCCAAACCCCAACUCCUCCACCCAGUGUUUCCACCGGAUCUGCCCCGCCAGCACGGAGCUCCUCCAGUGGCCCACGACAGUCAACUCAGGGAGGAUCCUCUGCGACGCCAGAAGCACGUCCUCCUCACCCAAAGAUGUCCAAAGCACUAAGUACAAGUGCUAAAAGGAUACAGAAAGAGCUGGCAGAGAUCACACUAGAUCCUCCUCCAAACUGCAGUGCUGGACCCAAGGGAGACAACUUGUAUGAGUGGGUGUCCACCAUCCUGGGACCUCCAGGUUCUGUAUAUGAAGGAGGAGUGUUCUUCCUUGACAUACACUUCUCAGCGGAAUAUCCCUUUAAACCCCCUAAGGUCACGUUCCGGACCCGCAUCUAUCACUGCAACAUAAACUCUCAAGGAGUGAUAUGCUUGGAUAUCCUCAAGGACAACUGGUCUCCUGCAUUAACUAUUUCAAAAGUCCUCCUGUCAAUUUGCUCCUUACUGACUGACUGUAAUCCAGCUGAUCCACUGGUAGGGAGCAUUGCCACACAGUUCCUUCAGAAUCGGGAAGAACACGAUAGGAUUGCCCGGCUCUGGACCAAGCGCUAUGCUACGUGAUCACAUGUGUCUAGUGUCAACAGGGUAUUAAGACAUCUUUUGCACCAUGCCAGUAUGUCUUGGACGCAAUAUAUCGGUGUCAAAAUUUUGUGAUUUAUGUUGGGAUAGUAUUUAUUUUAUAUUAAAGCACUACCUAAAUACCUGAGGACAUUUCAGAGGUCUAUUUGGCAUGGUGGAAAAGUGUGUGGUCAUCAUUCAUUACCUCAUUUUCAAGAUUUCCACGCUUUGUAAAGCUCACUUCUGUUUUGUUUAUAUUUUUAUGAGAUUAAUGGAACCGAAGACUUUUCAGUGUUUCCAAUACCUCUGCUGUUAUUUUUCCCUUGGUUACUAAUUACUUCAUCAAUAGUUUUUGGCACUACUCUUUAAUGGCAGUGCACCCUCUCCAUCUCAAUUCUCCACACAGCUGCCUCUAGCAAAUAUUUGUCUUUUUUUAUGUAACAGUGCUACUAGUCUAAUUGCAGUGUUAUCUACUGUGUGUUUUUACUAUGUGAAUGAAGCACUUCCAUUAUUCAUAGUGCUUGGAGGGAAUGUCAUCACCCCAUUAUGAUGAGAGUGCUGAGCUACUUCCUUUCAUGUUGUCCUGUUUUUGUUGUUUUCUUUUAUUGUGUUUGUGUUAAUACACGCCAAAGUGUUGUGAGGGAGUAAACACUCUACAUAGUGAAAAUGAUUAGCAUAAUUCCCUUCAAAAUACUCUGAAGAAGCAAGUGUUUCUGUUGGAUCAGGAGAGAGAGAAAGAGAGAGAGAGAUGCUCCUGCAGUCAGUGUAAUGAAGUUGAUGCUCUUCCAACAGCACUGUCCUCACAGCACUGUGAAGCUGCUGAUGCUGUCCUUCAAUUUAAUGUGAUGUUUGAUAGCCAUUAUGUUGUAGGAUAGCACAUUUGCUUCCUGAGUAGUGUGCGGGUUGAAGUGCUGCCUCCACAAGGUUGUGACAUUUAUGUCUUUGCAAAGGCAAGAAGUUUUUGUUUCCAAAAUCAUUUUGAGGACAUUAGAGUUAUUUGCAAAACAUUGGAUUUUAUUGCAGUGAUGCAGUUUCUUUUCCUGCUGUGGUGGUGGAAUGCAUUAUGUUCAUGUAACUUAGUGAGGGAAAGACAUAUCCAUUCAUCUUGUUUAGGGCUGAGGAAGUAUACUGGUGUGAAAUUUUAAUACACUGUUACCAUAAUGUCCAGAGAAUAGUUUGAUUCAGAAAGAGUAAGUCAUGUGUUUUUGUGGGAUUGAAGAUGGAUUACUCAUCAUUAGGGCUUCUUAAGAUUCAUAAUCUCAACCAUAUGAAUUAGGUUCAUCUUGUUAUUUCAUAUUCAAAUUGUAGUCAUUUGUAUGUGUAUUCAAAUGCACCAUAAGGCAUUGCUACAUAUAAUUUUCAUGUAUAUUUUAGGUUUGUAAAGCCCUGAAAAUAUGAACUGUCAUUAAGUGUAAGCUUAGUCGUAAGUCAUUACAUUUUUAAUUGUAGAAUUGAUAAUAACAAGGUUUCCUAAUCCAGAUUUUUGUUUUUCAUUAUUUGGACUAUUCUGUGUGCUUCAGCCACAAAGCAUGACAUCACUGAAUUAUUUCUCAGGCUGUGAGUUUGCAAUGAGUAUAAGUGAAUUUAAAAAUGGAAAUCUUAAGAAUUCCUUCACUUACUUGUACUUUUAAGUUGCUCAGUGAUGUAACUUGGCCAAAAGAGUUAAGCUUUUUAGUGUUGCUUUGUCAACUGGAGAACUUGAAUUAUGUCCCAAUUGUCAUGCAACAAUACCUCAUUGUUUGCCAUUAUGUAUCUUGUGUAGACAUUUAGCUUACACUGUGUUACAGGAAGUGCACAAGAACUGACAAGGUGUAAUAUAUGAGUAUCUUGUGUUGAAUAAUGAAUGCUGUGGUGAACUUCUUUCCUCGCGAUAAGAAAACUCUCGGUUGGUAUAUCUUCCGACGUAUGAACUUCUAUGGUUUUGCAAAGAGAAGGCUGACUUGAUCCUCAAAUAAAGACUUGCACCUUGCUGGCCACAGAGACUGAUGGUGCUGGUGUACAGAAAUACUGAGCAGUGUGGGAGAGCAGACAGGCAUGCAAUAUUCAUGGAUUUUUUUUUUUUAUUUAUUUAUUUAUUUUUUAUGGCAAUUACUAUAGAGUAGAACAUACACAGUGACUUGUAAUCUAUAUGAAGUUUUAAGCAGAGUAAGCAAUAGGUGUUACACUAUGACCUGCCAUGAGAAUGGAAAUAAUGUAAGGUCCCAUGUGGCCCUAGAUGACCAGAGACCUGAAGUAAGGAAUAAUUUUUUAGAGGUGAGCAUAUAGUGAUAAUUUUGUGGUUGGUGAGAGAGGUCACAUUUGAGUCUUUUGAAUUGACAUGGUGGACUCAAGAGGAUGCAAGCUGUACUCCCAUAUCUACUCAAGAAAUUUGUUUGUAUUUUGAGCAGACCAAUACACAAGUAUUAAUAUUUAUUGACCUCUGGUGCUGUGUAGGGAAAUACUAAUGUAGAGUAGCAAGUGUGUAUUUACAUGGGGAAUUCUAUAUAUAAUUUGAUGUUACUGCUGUUGCAGGUAUUAUAGUCAUUAUUUUGGUAAAUGAAGAAAUGUAUUCAGUGUUUCAAGGACAGUAUUGACAUUUUCAUACUGUGAAAAGUAUCUCUUUGAUGGGCUUUAUUUCUUGUAAGGUAGCUUAAGUAAGCUGAAAAUCGUCCUUAUUUCCAUCCCUUACAUAAAGGAGAACCUCUGUCAGAACAGCAGAGUAUUUCAGGCAUCAAACUUGUUGGCAUCUUUUAGAUAACCACAUUCCUCUAGUUUUGUUUAAGACCACACUGUUGGGAAACAAGGCAGGCCCUCCCACAAACUGGUUGAAGGCAGUGUGGACUUUCAAGCAACUGAUUCUGCUCUUUAUUCCUGCUUGCAGUUUUGAGAGAGAUUUGAGAACAUAUUCAAAUUUAUAUGAACAAAUUUUUCUUAUUUGAUAUCAAAGUAAUCACAAAAGAGAAUGAAGUUGAAAACUAAUUUAUAUACUGUGAUGUAUCCCCAACAUGACAGUUUUCAUAGUGAUCUAAAGUUUCACUGACACAUGGAAGAUUUGAUAUAAGAGAUGGUAAGAGUAGAUAUGGAACUGAUGGUAAAGGAAGUGUUGGUUCAUGCUCUGACAGUAUUGGAGAGAUCAGGAUUUUUUAUGACAGUUUCAUAUGAUCUUUAGCAACUUCCAGGUAUAUUAUGCUUAUUAGUGAGCUAUGGUGCCACAAUAAGAAGGUCGUACAAUGUCAGCUAGGGAUAUAAGAGAGUGCUUCCUCUCCCACCGAGUUGUCGUGAGCCAGGAUCGAACUCGCAACCUCUUGGCCAUGAGUUGAGUUCUGAAUCUGAGUCAAUGGCCUCAUUAGCAGCAAUAUCUAAGAAAAGAAGUGAGGUUGCAGAAUAUUGUUUUGGACAAUGACCUUCAAUGCAUUACAAGUGAUGUGUGAUUUUCAGAGAAACAGAAACAUGAAAUGAUGGUUAUGUUCCCAUGUUUAUUUGUCAUUAUAAGACACUAUAGUGUGAUUCAUAAGAAUUUGAUGUGAACAGGUUGCCUGCUGUGUAAUUCCUGUGUUGUGGGAGGGCCUGUUGUACCAUGAAUUGACUCAUCCUGUCUCAUUUGGACUCUGCUGCUGGGUGACCUGCAGAUAGUGCUGUGUAUUGGUCUAAUCUUAGUUCCGAAUAAAACAUGUAAUGAA
Messenger RNA from Scylla paramamosain (green mud crab), 4434 nucleotides. Its product is annotated as ubiquitin-conjugating enzyme E2 E1-like. Gene Ontology annotation, molecular function: ubiquitin conjugating enzyme activity. Gene Ontology annotation, biological process: protein polyubiquitination. The record is from RefSeq and is a predicted model, not a curated record. Gene Ontology annotation, cellular component: nucleus. NCBI's taxonomy places the organism in Eukaryota, Metazoa, Arthropoda, Malacostraca, Decapoda, Portunidae.